Molecule: messenger RNA, 438 nt
Organism: Xiphophorus couchianus (Monterrey platyfish)
Lineage: Eukaryota; Metazoa; Chordata; Actinopteri; Cyprinodontiformes; Poeciliidae
Product: fer3-like protein
Exons: 1
Coding region: 1-438 (145 amino acids)
Biological process (GO): regulation of transcription by RNA polymerase II; developmental process
Molecular function (GO): RNA polymerase II transcription regulatory region sequence-specific DNA binding; DNA-binding transcription factor activity, RNA polymerase II-specific; protein dimerization activity
Source: RefSeq, a predicted model, not a curated record
AUGGACAUUCACGACUCCGUGUUAAUAAACUUUGUCAGUGACAUCAACCUGAUCGGGUUCACCCAGAAGUGCGCUUUAGGAUCAGAGGAGGUGGACAUCUCGCCGUACUGUCCGAACAACCAGACGCGGCUGAGCGGCUCUUCCUGCAGCAGUUCUCCGCCUGGCGAAGGGCGCACGGAGCUUACGGCGAGCUUUUCACCGAGGUGCUGCAGCCGCGGGCACAGCAGGUCCAAACGGAGGAGGAUCAUCACCGGAGUCCAGCGGCAGGCGGCCAACGUGCGGGAGAGAAAGCGGAUGUUCAGCCUGAACGAGGCGUUUGAUGAGCUGAGGAGAAAAGUUCCCACCUUCGCGUACGAGAAGAGGCUGUCUCGGAUCGAAACGCUGCGUCUGGCUAUUGUCUACAUCUCCUUCAUGAUGGACCUGCUGGAGAACACCUGA